This is a messenger RNA of Ricinus communis (castor bean), 1057 nucleotides long. RefSeq names its product extensin-2-like. The transcript has a single exon. The coding region runs from base 37 to 855 and encodes 272 amino acids. NCBI's taxonomy places the organism in Eukaryota, Viridiplantae, Streptophyta, Magnoliopsida, Malpighiales, Euphorbiaceae. The record is from RefSeq and is a predicted model, not a curated record.
UACACAACACAGAACAAAUACUUACUAGUUUUAAGAAUGGCUACCCGGCAGCAGGAACAACCGGGACAUUGGUCUCCGAUCAUUCAUGCCAUAGUUUUCUGCCUUGCAGCCAUUGCUGUGGUGGCUGAUAAGCCUUAUAUUUAUGCUUCUCCACCACCUCCUCAUCACCCUAAGGACUAUGCUUCUCCGCCCUAUUACUACAAGUCACCUCCACCGAAACAUGCUGAGCACCCUCCAUAUUAUUACAAGUCCCCUCCACCUCCACCGAAACAUGUGAAGCAUCUACCCUAUUACUAUAAGUCUCCUCCACCACCAUCUCCGUCUUCGCCACCUCCAUACCACUACACAUCACCACCUCCACCAAAGAAGUCUCCACCUCCUCCAUACUACUAUUCAUCACCACCUCCACCAAAGAAAACUCCACCUCCUCCCUACUACUAUAGCUCUCCACCUCCACCAAAGGAGUCUCCACCUCCUCCCUACUAUUAUAGCUCUCCACCUCCACCAAAUAAGUCUCCGCCUCCUCCAUACUACUACUCAUCACCACCUCCACCAAAGAAAUCUCCACCUCCUCCCUACUACUACAGCUCUCCACCUCCACCCAAAAAGUCACCACCUCCUCCAUACCACUACUCGUCCCCACCUCCUCCUAAAAAGUCUCCACCUCCCCCAUACUACUAUAACUCUCCACCUCCACCUUCUCUUUCACCACCACCUCCAUACCAUUACACAUCUCCUCCUCCACCAAAGAAGUCUCCACCUCCUCCAUAUUAUUAUAACUCUCCACCUCCACCUUCUCCAUCACCGCCACCUCCUUACUAUUAUUCUUCCCCACCACCUCCAAAACACUACUAAAUUGAAUCUGUUUAAAUUAUACCAAUAAAUUUCAUCCAUGUAUUGUUUUCGAAUUGAUUCCAUAUUUUUUUUGUAUUACAAUAAGGAUAAAGUUUAAGAUUUAGAGUGAAUUUCUUCUGUAUUAAGCAGUGCUUGUUAUAUCAUUUCUCUGUAAUAAUAUGAAAGGCAUAAUCAAAUUCUAUGAUAUAUAUUUCUUUUCUUA